AUGGAGGCCGACGCGAAGACCCGGGCCGAUGUGGACGGCAUGAUACUCGACUACCUGGUCUGCAUCACCAUUGACGCCCUGCUCUCGCAACCCCGCCGACCGGAGCAGGAUGUGAACUGGCUGGUGGACGCGGUGCGAGCCUUGGAGUCGACCAUCUCGACUCAACCUGACCCAGAUCUGGCCAUUAAAUUACGACUCUUCUCCGUGGCAGACCUGCAUCGUCGCUACAUCGCGGCAGCACAGCGCGGCUCGCACGAAGAAACCCGCCCCUCGCUGGCCCUAAUCGGGACCGAAUUUAUGAAUCUCUGCCUCGCGGCAUCACACAAAGUCUCAGAAUCACGCUGGUUCGAUAUGGGCUCCCGGUUGAUCAGCCAAGCUAAGCUGGACGAAGGUCGCACACCUGCGCUUCUGACUUUCAAGAAUUGGGCCUCUGGGGAGCCCACCAUCGACUCCCAGUGGAAGAGAAAAUACACCAAAUAUGCUGGUACGCGGCUUACUCUCACCGAACUCGAUGGCAUUGUUCUGGAGUUCUUCUCCGAUCUCAUGGCUACCCUGGACGCGCCCAUUCUCCUCCAGCUCGAGCGGGGGAAGCUGGGAAAUCUGAGCCGAGCGGAAACCCAAGAGCUUAAAGCGCGGGUGGGAAUGCGAUAG
Molecule: messenger RNA, 651 nt
Organism: Penicillium lagena
Lineage: Eukaryota; Fungi; Ascomycota; Eurotiomycetes; Eurotiales; Aspergillaceae
Exons: 2
Coding region: 1-651 (216 amino acids)
Source: RefSeq, a predicted model, not a curated record